Bursaphelenchus xylophilus (pine wood nematode) is the source of this 1692-nucleotide messenger RNA. Lineage: Eukaryota; Metazoa; Nematoda; Chromadorea; Rhabditida; Aphelenchoididae. The record is from the annotation of a GenBank genome assembly.
AUGCCAAAAUACCAACUCAAGUACCUCAAUCUUCGUGGAAAGGCGGAGCCGGUCAGAUUGUGUUUGAACUUCGUUCAGGAGCCCUUCGAAGACCACAGAGAGAACUUCUUGGAGUUUUCGAAGCGGAAAGAUAGUACGUCAAAUUUCAUAAUUUUCAUGGUCUACUACUACAGUAAAAAGAUCAAUUUCCGGAGGGCGCACAGUGCAAAUCAAGAAAAAAAUCCGCACAUUGGAAAUAUCAGCAUUUUCAUAAAGUGCCUUCAUUUUUGCACUGUGCAUUUCGCUUCCUUCGAGAGAAUUGCCUUGGACGAAACACCUUUAAAAAUCGUUUUUAGAACACCCGUUACCACGGCUCCCGAAGUUGAUCGUUGAUGGAAAAUUUGAGAUUUGCUUUACUCCAUGCAUUUUGGCCUACCUCGGACGGAAAUACGGGCUGGAACCCGAGACCGUCGAAGAGAAAGCCCUGGCCGACGUCUUGGCCCAGCGAUUAAGCGAAUAUCACAACGAAUUGAAGCCCUGGGUCUACUGUUUGAUGGACCUUACGCCGGCGGAAAUGGUAGGGAAAUUUGCUUCUUAAAACAUCGCCAGUCCUAUCUAGGUCUUCCUAAUUAUUAGGUUGUCCAGAAAGUUCGUUCGUUUUUUUCAUUGGUUUCGUUUUACGAGGAUGGUUUGUUGUUUGGCAAAGGGUAUAUAUUUAUUUGAUACAGCCAGUCUUGUAGGGGAGAAAAAGCUGUAUCAAAUAGAUGUAUUCCAUUUGCCAAAGGACAAACAAUCCUGUAAAAAAAGCAAUGAAAAAACGAACGAACUUUCUGGACGACCUAAUAUAUCAUUGAUUUCAGCUCGAUGACUUGACGGAUGGUGUAUUUAGUAAUGUUGCACUGAAGGAUUUUGCCCCAAUUUUUGAGAAACAGCUGGAAAGCAACAAUACAGGAUAUUUGAUUGGAGAUAAGGUGAGUAUUAUCGAAAUGUUUCUCUCACCGAAACAAAGGAAGAAAUGGGCCGAAUUUGGAAUGUAUAAUAUAAGCAUAUAAGAUGUGCGAAAACCUUAGCUCGCACUUUGCAGAAACAGCCAAAAUUUUUAGGUUGAAGCCUUCUCACCUCGCGUCCCAAAGUGGUGGAAAGAGGAACCAGAAAUGAUAAUUUUUAGGCUAAAGUUAGGCUUUUUUUGCAAAGUUUUGUAUCAAAAUUUCCACACAUAUUUCUAUUACAGUGUGUAAUGUUUCCACAGAAAAUCAAAUUUUCCCGCAGGAAACUGACAAAGAUAUCGCGAAAAAAAUAUUUUUCUCUCUGACCGCUCUCCGCAUUCGGCGUACUCUCUCGGCCCGAAAGACCGUUGAAUAUCUCGACUGUGCCUGCAAAUCGGGAGCUAGAAUUUUCAGGAAUUGAUAUGUGACCUAUACCUGAAAUAUGUACAAAAUUUAAACAAAAUCUGAGCAUCGCACAUUGAACAUUGCCCUUGUAAAUUCUGCCAUCAAAACUUAACCCAAUCAUGAGAAAAUCCAAAAUUCUACUAUUCCCUUUCAGCUGACAUGGAUCGAUUUCUACUGCGCCGCCUUCAUGGACAACUGUCUCACGUAUGGGCCGACAGAAAAGUUCGAGAAAUUCCGACGACUAAACUACCAUCGGAACGCGGUUUACGCACUGCCGCAGCUUCAAGAAUACCUGCGGAAUCGGCCUGAUACUCAUUACUAA